Messenger RNA from Bactrocera oleae (olive fruit fly), 2290 nucleotides. RefSeq names its product Basic helix-loop-helix domain-containing extra-macrochaetae (gene emc). The record is from RefSeq and is a predicted model, not a curated record. Gene Ontology annotation, cellular component: nucleus; cytoplasm. Gene Ontology annotation, molecular function: transcription regulator activity; protein dimerization activity. NCBI's taxonomy places the organism in Eukaryota, Metazoa, Arthropoda, Insecta, Diptera, Tephritidae. Gene Ontology annotation, biological process: negative regulation of transcription by RNA polymerase II; circadian regulation of gene expression; cell differentiation.
AAAUAGUAUUUUUUUCAAUGUUAUUAUUCUUAGACAUGAACGUAGUCUUACUUUUAACAUUUUUGGAUAUUCUUUUGAGAAUUCUUCAUCCGUUGCAUGUGUAACUAUUAUUCUUCGACACUCUAAAACAUUACAUUACCCCAACAACUACAUUCCCUACAAAAUCGUGCUCUCCAAAAUUCCAAGCGCCACUUCUUCAAGUAUUUUUAUUCCAGAAAAAAUGCUGUUCAUUUAAGCCACGCUUAAGCAGAGCUACCGCUGUUAUUCAUACAUUAACGUUUAAAGUUCAUUUCCCCGCUUCACAACAGAAAAUCUCUACAAACGCACUGCAACAUUAACUGGUAUCUAUCAGACCGUCAAAUGCACGCGCUCCCUGCUGCAGAAGAUGACGCGCUCAAUGCAAGCACCACUGCAGCCAUACAAAACCAACCACUGACCAACCGGCAACGGGUCUCCAAUGACGCUCUUUUGCUCACACGCCACUCUGCACACAUCUGCAAUACACAGCUGGUGGCUGAGCGUGGCGAGCGCAUAGCUAUCGCGAGCGCUGAGGCGCCUCACAAAAGGCGGAGUUUACAGCGCGGCGCGUAUAAAUAGCGGUGCUCAGAGCGUGAAUAGCACAUAACGAGUGUGUUACUCAAAGUGUACGAUAUUAAUUAGAAUUGCGCAAAGCAAUUGACCUCAAAAUAAAGCAAAAAAAAUAAAAUUUGAAAAAACGCUAAGUCUGAAUAAAAGAAAAAGUAAAUCUCAGCGCCACGUAGAAAAAAAUUGCAAAAUUUCGAGUGUGUGUUUGUGCCAAUUGAACGCGCCACGUCUACACGGAUUACGGGCGAACAACAAGCAAACGUACACGUUACAACAAUUGAACUGGAAACAAAAUUACAAAAAACAAAAACUAAACCAGCAAAUAAACAAGUGAUUUCGAAAUCAGAAUUGAAAAAACUGAAAGUGAACAUUUGUGAAAAAUUUGAAUCUAUCAAGAUUACUGUGUGGAUCUAUAAAGCAUCUACGUGAGAAACGCUGAAAUCCCCUCAAAAAAAAAGAAAACAAAUACCCAAAAAAUUUCUGUAAAUCAGAAAUUUCGCCAAAAGAAAUUCAUUUAUCACAACCUCGCACACGGCCGCCAACGACGACCGUCGCACAACCAACCGCCAAAAUUCUACUCAAAGAACGUAAAGCAGUCAUUUCAAAAAUGAAAUCCCUCACCGCCGUCUGUCAAACAGGUGCCUCCAUGCCGCCCAUGAAUCCGAAUGGACGCAUCGCACGGCAUGCGCCACAACGCGGCGACGGCGAAAAUGCCGAAAUGAAAAUGUACCUCUCCAAACUGAAGGAUCUCGUGCCGUUUAUGCCGAAAAAUCGCAAACUCUCUAAGCUGGAAAUCAUACAGCACGUCAUCGACUAUAUUUGCGAUCUGCAAACCGAGCUGGAGGCACAUCCCGAGAUUGCCAAUUUCGAUGCGGCCAGCGCGCUAAAUAUGUCCGAUGAUUCGGCAAACAAUACGAGCAUGAAUAGUGAAGAGAAUGAACAGCGUUUGGCUGAACGCCUAUCAGGCGCUGAUAGCAGUUAUAGCAGCAUCUUAAUGCAACAGCAACAACAAAAUAGCGCGCUAAACUCCGCCACAUCUAGUCCUGCCUUGAGACAGCCGUUGGCUGAUCGUCAAGCACCGAACACCAUCCUGCCCGGCACAAAUAUGACAGCUGCUGCUGCACAUACCACAAUGGCGUUGCAUAUGCAACAACAACUGCAGCUGCAACAGCAACAGUGGGAGGCACAGAUGCUGCAGCAGCAGCAACAACAGCAAGCGCAGCAGCAACAACAACAAACACAGCAGCAGCAAGCGCAACAGCAACAACAACACCAACAAUUGCCCAGCGGCGAAACGGUGAGUUGUUGAUUUGGCGUGCCGCAGAAGAAGAAGAAUGCUAAUAUUUAAGCGUAGUCUAUAGGUUGUAUAGCACACACACACACACACAUACACACCUGUGUGUGUGUUUCCUGUUUUCGUUAGUUUUGCGGAAAUAUUGUUUUGAAAAAUGUGUGAAAAUUUGUAAUUUAUUUAGUUAAGCAGCUGUAUCCUAUAUUUUAAGCAGAAAACGUAAUGUAAAGCAUGUAAAAAUGAAUAUAUACACAUAUACAUUGAUAUAUAUAUGAAUAUGUGUAGAAAAAAAUUUAAAAAAAACUAAUAAUCGUAUAAAUUGUAUAAAAUUUUUGUUGUUAAAGACUGUUAUAGACAUUUAAGUUGGUCGAAUAAAAUGAAGAAAAAAUUGACUAUUAAUUUGAAAAACAAAAA